Aspergillus versicolor CBS 583.65 is the source of this 1356-nucleotide messenger RNA. RefSeq lists its product as uncharacterized. NCBI's taxonomy places the organism in Eukaryota, Fungi, Ascomycota, Eurotiomycetes, Eurotiales, Aspergillaceae. The coding region runs from base 1 to 1356 and encodes 451 amino acids. The record is from RefSeq and is a predicted model, not a curated record. Gene Ontology annotation, molecular function: FAD binding; proline dehydrogenase activity. Gene Ontology annotation, cellular component: mitochondrion. The transcript is spliced from 2 exons.
AUGCCCUACAGACGGCACAGAUCAACUGCAAGACUGGAUACACCACCACCAGGAACAAAGGAGAAGACCUCCCAUAUUCCUCCUCUCGGCCGGAUGCCAAUGACCGUCCUCCUACGGUCGCUGGCAUUCACAACAGUCAUGUCAACAGCCCUUCUCAAGCCCGCAAUGGGAUUCAUGAGACUGAUGGCAACGCAUGACGCUCGGCUAUUCAGCCCGGAAAAGAAUCCCCUGGUUCGGAUGGCCCUCCGAGCCUCCUUCUACAAGCAGUUUGCCGCAGGCGAGAACGAGGCAGAAGUAGGUAAAACGAUUCGGCACAUAAAGGGACAGGGCUUUACGGGCGUCAUUCUGGGAUAUGCGCGGGAGAUUGUGAUUGCGACGCGUGGACGAGUGCCGGAGCCAGUGGAUAGUCCGACGGAGGAAGAAUUAAGGGAUAUUGAAGCGUGGAAGCAGGGAACGAGAAGGACGUUGCGGAUGGUUGGGCCUGGAGACUUCCUGGCUAUUAAAUAUACAGGCGCAGGUCGCAUUGCAGUCGAUGCGUGCCUUCAACGCCUGCCUCUCCCCCCUCCGCCGAUAAGAGACGCAAUGGACGAAAUCUGCGAAGAAGCGCGAGCACAGGGAUCCCGGAUCUGGAUCGACGCCGAGCAGACUGUCGUGCAACGGACGCUGGAUCUCUGGGUGAUUGACCUGAUGAGACGCCAUAAUCGAGGGUCCACGCCUCUCGUAUACAACACCGUGCAAACUUAUCUCAAGUCAGCACGAGACAACGUCACAAAUCACCUGCGACUGGCAUCGACUGAGGGCUGGAAUCUAGGGCUGAAGAUAGUUCGGGGUGCAUACAUCGCCAACGAGCCGCGAGAGGUCAUCCACAACACAAAGCAGGAUACAGACAAUAACUAUAACGGUAUUGUGUCUUCUCUCCUGUCGAAAGAGUUCCCCGACAAGCACCCAAACACAUCGGACCCCUAUCCGAGCUUCCCAAACAUGCACCUAUUCGUUGCCUCACAUAACGCCGAGACAGUCCAGAAGGCGUACGCACUGCACUCAUCCAGAACGCGCAAGGGCCUGCCUACCAUCCCUGUCGAGUAUGGCCAAAUACAGGGAAUGGCUGAUGAUCUCAGCUGCGACCUCCUCAGCUGGCGCCAGGCGGACCUUGAAUCCCGCGAUGAGCGGGUGCAAUCAGCUGCCCCGAGACCCUUUAAGUGUCUAUCGUGGGGUACAACCACGGAGCUAGUCCAAAAUCUAUAUAGAAGGGCCGUCGAGAAUACGGAUGCUGUGCAGAGGUCGAGGAAUAUGGCAUCUGCCUUGCGUGCAGAGUUAUGGCGGCGAACUGGAGGGCGGCUUUUCAGGUCUAGCUAG